AACAUAACCUCUAUCAAAUUGUAAACAUUGAUCUUGGUAGGAAAUUGUAUGGCGGAACUUUUUGGCCAAGUGGACAAAAUAAUUUAUAAAAUAAAUAUAUCAUAAUGCCUCCAAAGAAAGACGGCAAAGGUGGCAGUAAAGGAAAGGAUGCUGGCGGCAAGAAAGGUGGCGCUGGAGCAGCUGAAGAAAAAGGCAAAGAAAAGAAGGGCGGUAAUGCUGUAAAGGUGCGACACAUUCUGUGCGAAAAACAAGGAAAGAUUCUCGAGGCCAUGGAAAAACUGAAGGCUGGUCAAAAAUUCCCCGAAGUAGCGGCAGCAUACAGUGAAGAUAAGGCACGUCAAGGCGGUGAUUUGGGUUGGCAAAUACGUGGUGCUAUGGUGGGACCCUUCCAAGAUGCUGCAUUCGCUCUGCCAGUUUCCACCGUUAAUAAUCCAAUUUAUACCGAUCCACCAGUUAAGACGAAAUUUGGUUACCACAUUAUUAUGGUAGAAGGAAAGAAAUAAACGAAUUUUGUUAUUAUGUUUUUAUACUGAAAUGAA
This is a messenger RNA of Musca domestica (house fly), 539 nucleotides long. RefSeq names its product peptidyl-prolyl cis-trans isomerase NIMA-interacting 4. Lineage: Eukaryota; Metazoa; Arthropoda; Insecta; Diptera; Muscidae. The transcript has 2 exons. Bases 105 to 503 code for a protein of 132 amino acids. Gene Ontology annotation, biological process: rRNA processing. Gene Ontology annotation, molecular function: DNA binding; peptidyl-prolyl cis-trans isomerase activity. The record is from RefSeq and is a predicted model, not a curated record.